This is a messenger RNA of Seminavis robusta, 924 nucleotides long. Lineage: Eukaryota; Bacillariophyta; Bacillariophyceae; Naviculales; Naviculaceae. The record is from the annotation of a GenBank genome assembly.
AUGGUUGCAUUAUCACAAGCUGACUCCCAAGCUGCUCGCAAUCUAGAUGAACAUGGCUGUUUGGGAAGCGCUGGAUACAGUUGGUGUCCUACCACUCAGACUUGCAUGAGGGAAUGGGAUACCCUCUGUCCAAGUGAAGCGCCCACUGCCAGCCCACAAAAUGACAAUCACAACUGUGUGGCAACUGCUGGCUAUACAUGGUGUCCUACCACUCAGACUUGUGUAAGGGAAUGGGAUACCCCCUGUCCCAGCGAAGCACCCACUGCCAGCCCACAAAAUGAUAAUCACAACUGCGUGGCAACUGCAGGAUACAGUUGGUGUUCUACACUGAACACGUGUGUGAGGGAAUGGGUUACCCCCUGUCCAAGUGAAGCACCCACUGCCAGUCCACAUAAUGACAAUCACAACUGCGUGGCAACUGCUGGCUAUACAUGGUGUGCUGCAACGAAUAGUUGCAUGAGGAACUGGGGGGCAGACUGUCCAGAUGCAUCAAAUGUUGGAACCACAGCAAUGGGUGGCAACGCCCAAGCUGUUGGUGGUGUUGACGUUGCAAGUGAAGAAGGAGUUACAGCAACUGCCAUGUCUGGAAGUGGUCCAGAUGAACAUGGCUGUGUUUCUGAUGCUGGCUAUACAUGGUGCCCCAAGCUGGCAAAAUGCAUCCGUCCAUUUCUCGAAGAUUGCCCCGUAGAAGGAACACAGUUUGAAGGCCCAAUCAGUAUUCAGUGUAUUGAUGGAGCAUGCAGCAUCAAUGAUGAUUGCCAAAUCAGUAUGGGAAACUUCACCAUUGGGGGACCUUAUCUCAAUGGUUUGGAUGGAAACCUUACCAUUCCAAGUGGUUGCACUGGAAAUUGUACUGGCUGUCAGGAACACAAGCAGGAGAAUGGUGCAGGGGUCCGUCGCCUCAGAGGGAGUUUUGCCCACUAA